This is a messenger RNA of Syngnathus typhle (broad-nosed pipefish), 4733 nucleotides long. Its product is annotated as trafficking kinesin-binding protein 1-like. The record is from RefSeq and is a predicted model, not a curated record. The transcript is spliced from 17 exons. Lineage: Eukaryota; Metazoa; Chordata; Actinopteri; Syngnathiformes; Syngnathidae. Gene Ontology annotation, molecular function: GABA receptor binding. Gene Ontology annotation, biological process: anterograde axonal transport of mitochondrion; neurogenesis; endosome to lysosome transport. Gene Ontology annotation, cellular component: dendrite. Bases 639 to 3422 code for a protein of 927 amino acids.
UCAUUACUCGGCACCUGACAGAAUUUCGCAGCUUUUCUUAGCUUUGCUUUGCUUUGUUCUCGUUGAACGUUUUCCAACUGCGGUGGCAGAACUCAGAUUGAAACUAGGCAGGCAAAAGCAUUAGUUCUAGUUUUAGUUUGAGCUGCUAUAAAUGUUUUUAUUUUUUUUAGUUAGCCAGAUGACUCAAGUUGAAAUGUUUGCGUAUUCUCUCAGUAUUUCUCCGUGCUGCUUCCGCCAUAGUAGUUAACGGUGGCAAAGUUUGGUUUCUGAAAAAGAGAACAGCUCGGGAUUGAUUUGAUGAUCAUUUAUUUGAUCAUCUGCGCUCUCUUCCGAAAACGAGCGAAAACGGAGACGUGGAGGUCAUCCGUCCGCCCGUCCACUAAAUAAGCGAUCUUUUUCCCAGUUGAUUCAUUUCAGACGUGUGUAACAAUAGUGACUUGCCGGAACUUGAGAUUAUUAGCCUUUUGGAGGAGCAGCUGCCAGUCUACAAGCUGAGGGCCGACACCAUCUUCGGCUACGAGCAAGAUGACUGGCUGCAUACGCCUCUGGUGGACCCCGACUCCUCCCUCGACUUGACCACGGAACAGAUAGAGGAGACCCUCAAGUACUUCUUGCUGUGCGCCGAUCGAGUGGGACAGAUGACAAAGACCUACAGUGACAUUGACGCCGUCACUCGACUCCUGGAAGAGAAGGAGCGCGACUUGGAAUUAGCGGCUCGCAUCGGUCAGUCGCUGCUCAAGAAAAACAAGGCCCUGAGCGAGAGGAACGAACUACUGGAGGAGCAAGUUGAGCACAUCCGAGAGGAGGUCUCCCAGUUACGCCACGACGUGUCCAUGAAAGAUGAGCUGCUGCAGUUCUAUAGCAACGCCGCUGAGGAAAGCGAGGGGGAGUCAGUCACUUCCACACCCGUGCGAGCGAGCGAGAACAACGUGUCGACACCGACCUGUUUCCCCCUGGACUCCUUGCAGAAGAAACUGAAAGAUCUAGAAGAGGAAAAUAAAUCCCUACGCUCUGAGGCCAGCCACUUGGAGACAGAAACUCUGUGCUAUGAAGAAAAAGAGCAGCAGCUGGUCAACGAUUGUGUCAAAGAACUUGGUGUGGCAAAUGUCCAAAUCUCCUCUCUGGCUGAAGAGCUGGCCAGGAAGUCUGAGGAUGCUUCCAGACAGCAGGAGGAGAUCACUCAUCUUCUCUCCCAGAUAGUUGACCUCCAGAAAAAGGCCAAGAUGCACGCUGUGGAGAAUGAAGAACUCACACAGCACCUAGGAGCUGCCAAAGAUGCUCAGCGACAACUGACUGCUGAGCUGCGUGAGUUGCAGGACAAGUAUGUGGAGUGCAUGGAGAUGCUCCAUGAAGCCCAAGAGGAGCUGAAAAACCUGCGAAAUAAAGCCGUUCCAUCAAACACUCAGAGGCGCUUUCACUCCCUGGGCUUGUUCCCAAUGGACUCUCUGGCAGCUGAAAUAGAAGGCACCAUGAGGAAAGAACUUCAGAUGGAUGACCCAGAUGUUGAGGAGCUAAGACUGCAGCCCAAGCGAGUCUUCCAGACUGUGAAGAACCUCAACCUUAUACGCCAGCAGCAGCAACGCUCGCCCCUCAACAUCCCGGGCUCCAAUCAGUCUUCGUGUAUCACUUCGGGGCGCUCCAGCAGGGUGGGCACCCCUCUCUCCAACUCUGUGUACGGCAGCGAAACAGGAAGUGGAAUCACGCCGGACAACAGAAGUAGCUGCAUCCUGGAGAACCCCGAUAACGGGUGCGAGGACUCAAACAAGCGGCCCCCGGGGACCCCGGGCACCCCUGGCGGUCGGGACCUGGAGACAGCCUUGCGCCGCCUGUCCCUCCGCCGCGACAACUACCUCUCGGAGAAACGUUUCUUUGACGAGGAGAGGGAGAAGAAGCUGGCCUUCCUGGAGGGGGAGGAGAAAGAAGGCAGCCCAUGUAGCCCAGGCCCCGGGACGCCCACCGAGAGUCUCUUCUCUCUCUGCUCGCAUCCGUCGUUGGGGAGCAUGUGGACGGGCUACUCGUUCAGCGCCAGAUCCUACCUCCCGGAGAAGCUGCAGAUUGUAAAGCCGCUGGAAGGUUCUGCCACCCUCUACGCAUGGCAACAGUUGGCGCAACCCCACAUGGGCGCUCUGCUGGACGAUCGGCCCGGCGUGGUCACAAAGGGCUUCCGCACUCUGUCACGUGAGCACCACGAGCACCACGAGGCGGACGGCUGGCAACUGGACCAGCCGGAGGAAGACGACGUCUCCAGUGACUGGUGCGCGGCGGGCUUGUCGGGAGAGUGCUCCGCUUCUUCGCUUUCCAAGGACGAUGGCAGUAGCCAGUGGGAAAGCACGCCUUGCCGAAGAGCAGGGACGAUCCAAGCAAAAGAUGCACCCCUCUCUUCCUCUGAGAUGAUGAACGGGCAUGUGGACUUGAAGGAAGUCGGCACAUUGGAGCACAUGCCUGCCAUAGUAAACUUCCCAGGCAAGUGUCUGUCGCACACCAGCUCCACCUACACAUUGACCACCUGCAGGAUUCUCCACCCCUCUGAUCAGAUGAGCUCCAGCUCAGCUCUGUCGUCAUGUCAGAGUAGCGGCAGCACGACUCCGCCGGUCUCCUCCGCUUCGCGGACUCCCUCCUACACGCCCUGCUGCACCCCACGGCGCCGCCUCUCCGUGGCCGAAUCCGCCACCAACCUUCGAGACUCCACUAAUGUCACCAGCAGCUCGCUAGGGCUGGGACGCCUCCUGCUGGAGCACGGAAUCUCUGCGUCGCCGUACCAGCCCGGCGGCCGGGAUGGAGGAGAGCCGCCCGCGUCCCGUGUCGCCGCCGCCGCUGAGGGAAACGACCACAGGCUGAUGAAGAAACGCCCCGACAGCCUCCUUCUCCUCCGGCCGUCCACGCCGCCAAAUUCUUGCGCCGGACCCACACCCCACUGCCAAGAUUUUCAGUUCAGCCCCUCCGAUGACGACCCACCGUAUUUCGACACGUUCCUGGCCUCCAAACCGGCGCGCAUCAUCCUGAGGGAGACGGAGAGGGAGCGAGGCGCCCAGUCAGACCACCAAGGUCAAACAGAGACGUUGAACCUCAGACUUGUGGAAAAAGUGAAAAGUUUGCGCACCACCGUUGGGCCUCACAGCGCCGCCGCCGCCGCCAUGGCGCCUGCAAGCACUUUGUUGGCUCCAUUUUGCUCUCCUGCACUUGGGAGCGCCACGCUGGGUCUGAACACAGGACUGAGGAGGAAUCCAAGCUAUCCUGCCAUGGUAGGAGCCAGUAUGGCUAUGAAGGAUCCCCAUACGGCUGACCUUCUCAUCCCGCAUUCCACGCAAGGCCCGCAAGCCCCGGCGGCAGUGCUCAGCCACCACAUCAUGACAAAGCCGCAGGAUGCCGCCACCGCCGCCGUCUCAUCGCUGCAAGACUCCAUACGCAAUGGACAGUCAUGAUGAAACAUUACGGUCUCCUUUCAAGACCAUGCACCAUAUCCACACUAGCCGUAUAACCUUGGCAACAAUAUGCAUUGACGCAAACGAAAUUGUGGGUCUUUUGCUCCAUGACAUGUGCAAUAUUCUUAUUUCAAUCCAAAUAUGUGGCCUAUAAUACGGCAAUGCAUAACAAAAAAAGUUUGAUUUCCCCCCAUUGACCUGCUCAACUUGAACAAUUGCACUCGCUGUAAGAUUGAAAUGGCGUGGAAGAUGCAAAAUGAGGGAUUUGAAUCCUAAAAGUCUUCUUCUCUUGUGCAAGUGUACCAACCCUCCGGCAAAUGGUGCACCCCAAUCAAAAUGCUUGCCUAUUCCAAUGCUGUCAUUUUUUUUCCAUUCAGGCCGUUACGGUAGUUGCACUGCUGUACAAAAAAUGUGCCGUAAGCAUUUGUUCGCCAUUGUCAAGUGACUUGCUGGCCGUCUCCUUUAAUGUGGACGCAAUGUUCAUCUGUGCCUAAAACCACUAACCUAGUUUUAAUACUGUUUAGCGUUUUUACGUCCUAAUUCACAAGAUGGAAAAAGAAGUCCCUCAACACAUGAAAUUUGUUCCAUUAAGGCUGCGUGCGCUCUUGUUUGUUGUAAAACAUGAUUGGCGGGAACAGGUAGACCCCAUUAAUAUCAUGUGCUGUGUAGCCAUUAUGUCUUUUGAAUAUCCUGUAAAGUAGGGUGAAUUUGUUUGUUUUUUUAACUAUGCCUCAAAUGAAUGUGCCAUGAAGCCAUUUGUCUUUGUAGCAAAAAAAACAAAAAAUCCUUCCAUUCUAAAAUGUGCUCCAGAAACUUCAGCAGCACGUCUGAAACAAAAGCUAAAAAAAAAUGACGAGUCAUCCGUGGCAUAACACUUUGAUUUGUAAAACACGACAAAAAGGAAAGUAUUUACUCAACUCGUGUCAGAAAGCUGAAGAAUGUGUUGUGCAGUUUUCACUGUCAUUUCAAUCACUGUCUACUGAAUGAACGGAAUAUUGUCUGAACUAUUUCCAAAAUGUUUUCCGUUUAAUAGCACACGACUUCAAAUUGGCCGUGCUUUUAUUUUCAAAGUGUGCAAUGUGUUCUUAUGGCGCCCAUUCGGAAGCGAUGACAAAUGAAUAUCAAGGUCCAUGUCUGUGUGCUGCUCUGAAUGUAUUCAUUGACUCAUGUUAAUUUAAAAAACGAAAUGUAUCAAGAAGUGCAUAUAUUUUAAGAGAGGAGAGCAAACUAUUUUCAGGGACAGAGUCUUCUAUUUUACAUGACUGCACUCUGGAUUCAAAAUAAAUAAAAGACUAAUAUACAAAAAAUGGA